Molecule: messenger RNA, 984 nt
Organism: Dimorphilus gyrociliatus
Lineage: Eukaryota; Metazoa; Annelida; Polychaeta; Dinophilidae
Source: the annotation of a GenBank genome assembly
GUAUUUCUAUUAAUAGUAUUGUCAACAACUGCGCCAAGUUCAGUAGACUGCUUUACGGACGUUGAUGUCAAUAGCAUGUUGUCGAUUGGUAGAAUGCCGCAAGUGGAUGUAAGAAGUAAUGUGGGCUAUUUGGAAAAAUGUGCAUGUUGUCAUGAAGCUUCUUCUCGUCUUUUUUCCUUAUUGUCACAAGGAAAACAAGAUAGGAAAAGGAUCAAUGUUGAACAAGAUAUUCCCAUCGACUUGUCUUAUAAAAGGAGACGCCUGGAUACAGAAACAGAUGGAUCGUCUAUCUUAGAAGCACUCUUAUCUGGAGAAAAACGUUCACCUUCACGAGAUUCAACUGUCAGCAUCUCAUCUUUCUCGUCAUCUUCGUCGUCAUCAUCAUCCUCAUCCUCAGCGGAUACGGAAAUGUCGAAAAAAGUUCGAUUGUCAAACAAUACAGCCUCAGUUCUGUCUCCUCGAAUAUCUGAAUUACUCGUUCAGGCGGCCAACUUCGCCAAAUCAUCCACCCACUUCGAAUCUCUGUCGCGUAGCGACCAAAUAGCCUUGAUUCAGGACGCAUGGUGCCGUCUCUUGAUUAUAUCUAUCGCAGAGGAGAAACUUCAUUUUGAUGUAGUUGCCGUUACUCCUUAUGAAGCUAACGACCAUAUGCCAAGUAAUACUACAGUCGAUACAAUCAUGGCCUUUAUUCAAAAAUGUCAAAGUUUAAAAGUUGAUGACAGCGAAUAUACGUUAAUGAAAAGUAUUGCUUUAUUCAAGUCUAGUGCCCAACUUCAAGAUAGAGAAGCUGUAGAAGAUGUAGAAAAGACAGCUAUCGGACUACUGCAAAGGCAGCCUCUAAGGUUCACUAAACUUAUAACGACCUUGCGUCGCCUAUAUAGUGUGGACCCAGAGCAAGUUGCUAAUUUAUUUUGUUCUCAUAUAGUAACAAGACUGAGUAUGGACCGUCUUUGGCCCGAACUCUUAAACGUUCCGCUAUGCUAA